Molecule: messenger RNA, 534 nt
Organism: Desarmillaria tabescens
Lineage: Eukaryota; Fungi; Basidiomycota; Agaricomycetes; Agaricales; Physalacriaceae
Exons: 8
Coding region: 1-534 (177 amino acids)
Source: RefSeq, a predicted model, not a curated record
AUGCACUGGAUGAUGCUUGAGGGAGACUGUAAAUGUGCAGCCCAGCUUUCGAGACUUGAUUGGGGUGAGCUGUAUGUGUGUAAGCAGAGAUUGAUCCAACACAACGCAGCGUGCGUUCGGCCCCUCAAGCACACAUGGAAUAAUGCGGCUAUGGAGUCGAGUUUUGCUCUCGGGACUCAUCAUCUGUGCAUGUGGCAGAAGUCCUCAGGCCUCACUGGUCAAGCCUUCGAGGAGAUCCUUCACGGACUUCCUCAGGUAAAGACUCUCAAGCUCAUCCUUUGCGGUCCACAACUGCUGAACCUGAUGAAGCUGUGGUCGUCCGAAGUGAUGGUAAUGGACACAUGCUCAGACUGCAGAAGCAAGUCCCACGCCCAUAUCCAUGAGCAUCAUCACAAAUUGUACCAUGAGCUUGGUGUUCAGUCUGCUUUGGAAAACUCUGACCUUGCGGUCGCUUUCAACUCUGGUCUCUCCAAGGAAAAUGCCGGAACGUGGCCUGACAUGAUCAAAUUUCUUGUCAAGCGGAAGGUACCCUAA